AUGAGUAAAAAUGGACAUAAUAAUUUAAUUAUAGAAGAUAUAAUAAAAAAACAUAUUGAAAUAAAAAAGGAUUUUAUAAAAAAUGUAAUAAAUUUUAAUAGUAGAAUACCCUUAGUUGAAUAUAAAAAGAAAGGUUGUGAAAUGCACAUCUGUUCAAGAUAUCUAUUUAUAAAUAAUAUUUUUAUUAAUGUAAAAAAAGAAGAUGAUAAGUUUAAAAUAAAUUUUGUAAAUAAUGAUUCCAAUAAAUUAAUUGAUGAAAACAAAGGAGAAAAUAAUAUGUUAAAUGAAAAUAUACAAAAUUCUCUAUUUUUUAAAAAUAAUAAAAAUCUUGUUAUUAUUAUAAGCGGGAGUUCUGGUUGUGGCAAGAGUACUUUAAGUUGCUUAUUAGGAUUUUUCUUAAAAAUUAAAAGAAUUUUAUCAACAGAUAUUAUAAGGGAAAUUUUGAGAAAAUAUGAAGUAAAAAAUAAAAAAUUUCUUAGAUUCUCUACAUAUGAAUCAUGGAAAAUUAAAAUAAACGAAGAUGAAGAUGAUUAUGAUGAAGAUAUAAAUGAUAUGCAGAUAGAAGAAGAAAGAAAAAAGCGGAAAGAAGAGAUAGAUGUUAGAAACAAUAAGAAAGUGGAAAAUGAAAAUGACACAAAAAAAAAAAAACUAAAAGAAAGAUGUAUUAAAAACUAUUUAAAGCAGUGCGAAUUAUUGUUUAGCCACAUAGAUGAUAUUAUUAAUGAUCACAUUAAAAAAAAUGAAUCCUUAAUAAUAGAAGGUGUACAUGUAAAUUCAGAAAUUAUAAACAAGUUAAUAGAAAAAUACCCAAAUAAAAUUAUUUAUUUUUUAGUUUACAUUACUGAUAAAGAAACUAGUAUUCAGAGAUUCUCAAGUAGAUGCAACGAUUCUAAUGAUAAAGUAAAUAAAUAUAUCAAAAAUUUUAGUUACAUUAAUGAUAUACAAACAUAUUUAUUAGAAACAUCUAAAUUUUUAUCUCCCGCUAUUAAUUAUAUUGAAAAUGUUAAUAUUAAUAAUUCUUUAGAGAAAGUUCUUAAAAUUAUAUAUUCAUUCGCUUGA
This is a messenger RNA of Plasmodium relictum, 1059 nucleotides long. Its product is annotated as conserved Plasmodium protein, unknown function. The record is from RefSeq and is a predicted model, not a curated record. Lineage: Eukaryota; Apicomplexa; Aconoidasida; Haemosporida; Plasmodiidae. Bases 1 to 1059 code for a protein of 352 amino acids. The transcript has a single exon.